GAAAGGCCAAGGACAAAGAGUGAAGAAGGUAGUGGUAUGUAUAUAAUAGGUGGGAGUGGCGGGUUCUGAAGAAUCAAUCAAGUAUUAUCUUUCUUUUUCUUUUCUUUUUUUUCUCUUUAGAGCUGCAAAAACAGAUAGCCAGAAGAGAAAUGGGGGAUCUUUACGCCUUGGACUUCGAUGGAGUUCUAUGCGAUAGCUGUGGCGAAAGCUCUCUUUCCGCUGUCAAGGCUGCUAAAGUCAGAUGGCCCGGUUUGUUCGACGGUGUGGAUUCUGCUUUGGAGGAGUGGAUUGUUGACCAGAUGUUCAUUGUUCGACCUGUAGUGGAAACUGGAUACGAAAAUUUGCUACUUGUGAGGUUGCUUCUGGAGAUGAGAAUGCCUUCCAUUCGCAAGUCCUCGGUUGCAGAAGGACUAACAGUAGAGGGGAUACUGGAAAAUUGGUCCAAGCUAAAGCCUGUCAUUAUGGAAGAAUGGGGUGAGGAUAGGGAUUCUUUGAUACAUCUCUUUGGAAAAAUCAGGGAUGAAUGGAUGGAUAAGGACUUGGCAACAUGGAUUGCAGCUAACAGAUUCUACCCAGGUGUUCCUGAUGCUCUGAAAUUUGCCAGCUCCAGGAUAUAUAUUGUCACCACAAAGCAGAGCCGGUUUGCAGACGCUUUAUUACGAGAGCUCGCUGGACUAACAAUUCCACCAGAAAAAAUAUAUGGUUUGGGAACUGGUCCCAAGGUGAAAGUGCUGAAGCAACUUCAAGAGAAACCAGAAUACCAGGGGCUCACACUGCAUUUCGUAGAAGAUCGACUUGCAACCCUAAAGAAUGUCAUUAAAGAGCCUGAAUUGGAUGGAUGGAACUUGUACUUGGGGGAUUGGGGUUACAACACUCAGAAAGAGAGAGAAGAAGCUGCUAGCAUUCCCAGGAUUCGCCUGCUCCAGCUCUCUGACUUUAGUAAGAAGCUGAAAUAGUCCUUGAUUCACUUUAUAUGUAAGAUUAGCUAAUUCAUUUGCAUAUGCAAAUGGCACUAUUUUUGUCAUACAUUUGUUGGAGUUUGGGUAAUAUCUGUUAACCCGAAACUACUCCUUAAUUGAAAAUGCAUCUCAGUCGUAAUAAAUUGGCUACCCAUUCAUUUAAA
Messenger RNA from Ricinus communis (castor bean), 1123 nucleotides. RefSeq lists its product as uncharacterized. The transcript is spliced from 9 exons. The record is from RefSeq and is a predicted model, not a curated record. The coding region runs from base 150 to 956 and encodes 268 amino acids. Lineage: Eukaryota; Viridiplantae; Streptophyta; Magnoliopsida; Malpighiales; Euphorbiaceae. Gene Ontology annotation, biological process: SNARE complex assembly. Gene Ontology annotation, molecular function: SNARE binding. Gene Ontology annotation, cellular component: lytic vacuole; endosome.